Molecule: messenger RNA, 2329 nt
Organism: Cyanistes caeruleus (blue tit)
Lineage: Eukaryota; Metazoa; Chordata; Aves; Passeriformes; Paridae
Gene: ALKBH2
Product: alkB homolog 2, alpha-ketoglutarate dependent dioxygenase
Biological process (GO): DNA alkylation repair
Molecular function (GO): broad specificity oxidative DNA demethylase activity; ferrous iron binding; cytosine C-5 DNA demethylase activity
Source: RefSeq, a predicted model, not a curated record
GUUAAACUACCCCGCGGGCAGGCGGGGGAUGGCGGCGGCGGGAAGAGGCCGCGGCUGGAGGAGCCCGGCCCGGGGCGGCCGCCGCCGCGGGAGAUCCGCGCCGAGGGGCUCAGCUGCGAUUACCGCAUCCUCUUCGGCAAGGCCGAGGCGGAUGAGAUCUUCCAGGAGCUGGAGAAGGAGGUGGAGUAUUUCGAAGAUGACGUGACAAAACUGCACGUAUUUGGCACAUGGCACAAGAUUCCCAGGAAGAAGGUCACCUAUGGAGACCCUGGCUUGUCCUACACAUACUCAGGGGUCACAUUCCACCCUAAGCCGUGGAUCCCGGUGCUGACCCGGAUCCGGGAGCGCGUCACCUCGGAAACAGGGCACACCUUUAACUUCGUCCUCAUCAACAGGUACAAAGACGGCCUGGACCACAUCGGGGAGCACCGGGACGACGAGAAGGAGCUGGUUCCCCGCAGCCCCAUCGCCUCCGUGUCCUUCGGAGCCUGCCGGGAUUUCGUGUUCCGGCACCGGGAUCAGCGGGGCAAGGGAGGGAUGCCAGGCACAGGCAGGAUCACCCUGCAGCUGGCCCACGGCAGCCUGCUCCUCAUGAAGCACCCCACCAACCUCUACUGGUACCACAGCCUGCCCCCACGCAGGAGGGUGCUGGCCCCCAGGGUCAACCUCACCUUCAGGAAAGUCCUGCCUGCGUCCAAGCAGGGAAAUGUUCAGCCAUCAGGGCUUUUGGGCUCUGAAAAGUGAAGUUUUAGUUCCUGCUGGAACUGUGGGAUUCCCCUGUGGUGAUCCAAGGGACUGGAGGAGCAAAUGGACACAAGAAGUUGGGUAAUUUUGCUGCUAAAGCCUGUGACCACUGAUCUCAAUGGUAAGGUUUUUUUCCUCUGGGAAAUGUCCUGCUGAUCCCUAUUUUUGCUGAUUGCUACCCUUGUUUUGCUCUCAGCUGAUCUUUAUCUAAGCAGUGUUCCAAGAAGAUGGAAAUGCUCCAUAGCCUGAAGGCAGCAGUUUAUAAACACUGUGAGCCACAAGCUGUGAUCGUUUAAAGCUGAUACUCUACAGGUGAUGCUGUCACUGAGCUCUGGUUUGCUUGGGGUUUUUUUAAUUAAAAUAAAGCAAGAAUGAGCCUGAAGUGGAGAAGGGGAGUGCUGAGGUGCGAGGACAGGGAGUGCAGUGUGGCUGGAUGAGUGUUUGAGUCACUGUGACUCCUGUCUGCUUGAAUUCCUCUGCUCCUGGGGGAGGCUGCUCUUGCAGGAGGAAGCACAAGAUUUUUCUUCCCUCCCAUCAUUUGUACAAAAAACCAGGCAGCAAAAAAUGCCCUUGUGGGGAGGAACUGGGUUGUCCCAUUUCCACUGGAAGGCUGUCACCCUGAGAGUGUAUUUUCCUAAAUAAUUAUCCCACUCUGACUCCCUGAAAACCAUCACCUCCCACACCCACAGGGAAUCCUGCUGAAAAUGAGGGAAUUCUGUCCAGUCCCCAAGAAAUGUUGAGGCAUCAAGGAAUGGCAAGUUCUGGGUGAGGAUGGGAACCAAAAAUCCUGUGUAACCUGGCUACAGCCACUGGAAUUAGUGCUGGGCUCUGGCCUUCAGUCCAUUAUUCCUAUGGAAUUAAGGCCUGUGCAGACAAGGGGGAGUUGGUGCUUCCCACCCUCUGCCACUCUGAGAUGCUCUGUGGAAUCUGCUCCUGCAGAAAAUCCUUCUUAGCCAGAGUUUCUGAAGUGUUGUUUCAACCCCUUUGGCUCCCAGCUUGGUGUUUGUUUCAAAACAUUCCCAGACUGAUUUUUCUACCAAGUUUGUUCUUUUAUUGCUACUGUACAGUUACAAAAAUACCCUGAAGUGGAAAAAAAGCAACUUCCAACAGCAGUGCAGUGCUUGGACUGGAACAGACAUUUUUAAAUUAACACACAAAAUAAGACAAGAACAAUCCCAACACAGAGAUGUCAUCUUGGAGCUCUUAAUUCUUUACAAUUUAUUAACAUCUUCUCCACCAUGGCAGCUUGGGAAGGAUGAGUACCAGCAUUUGAGACUUGUGGCUGCAUGGAGCCCUCCCAGAGGGGGAGGUUUGGGCUGGAAAACAGAUCCCAGUGACCUCCAGAGGGGGAGGUUUGGCUGGAAAACAGAUCCCAGUGACCUCCAGGGGGGGAGGAUGAGCUCCCAAAGCCCUGCACAGAUCCUCAGCUCACAGGGGGCUGGGAAGAUCUGGCACAGCUCAGGGCCAGGACUGAGGUGCUGGGCUUUGCUCCCUUCCUUACCUGAGGGUUAAACCAAGCCCAUCCACUCCUCCCCACCAGGCAAAGCCAGAAAAAAGGCUCAGCCCUCCCCUUGAUAGCCCUUGA